CGGAGUUUGCGCAGUAGGCGUGUGGCGACUUUUACUCCGUGACGUCACGGCCGUGCAGGAGCCCGUGUCUCCGGCCGAAGGAGACGCCGACACCUGUUCCCAACGUACGUGGGUACCCGCCGGCGAUGAUAGACGUUUGAACACCCGGCCCCCUCCCAACUCACCCCGGGGUGGUGUCACCGACGAAUAGCUCGAAAAACGCUUCAUCAUCCCGGAGGCAACUCAGCGACGCCUUCCAGCCGGGGGUAACCACCAAUUAGCAGCAAGCGCGUGCCGCGCCAUCGUCCCUGCAAAAAAACAAAAAAAAUGGAAAUUCUUGCGUUGCUGUAUUACCAGUGAGAUCAAUAAUCGAUUGCUGGACAGCGGGACCCGGAGAGCAGCCAUGUACAGCCCCGCUAAUGAAAACGUAGCAGGGUAUCCCAGCGGGCCCAUGGCGGAUAAAGAUGCCAAUCAAGAGACAACGCUGGGAAGCGUCUAUUCGCCAGUGGACUACAUGAGCAUCACCAGCUUCCCAAGACUGCCAGAGGACGACGGGCUUUCGGGGGAGAACACCCUGAAGUCUCGCAAAGACGACGAUCACUUUUUGAGCGAGCAAGAUACGGACCCAGAUCUGUUUCUAAAGUCGGCUCGCCUGCAGCGUCUCCCCUCCUCUGCCUCUGACCUGGCCAGCCAUGACAUAUCACCCCUGCGGGAGACCAACAGAGACCCCUUAGCAGAUGACUGUGCCUGCCAGCGAGAUGGACUGACGGUCAUCAUUACAGCCUGUCUUACCUUCGCCACCGGAGUCACUGUAGCUCUCAUCAUGCAGAUCUACUUUGGAGACCCACAGAUCUUCAACCAGGGAGCAGUGGUGACUGACGUGGCCCAGUGUACAUCUUUGGGCUUUGAGGUUUUGGGGAAGCAGGGCUCCAGUGUUGAUGCUGCCAUCGCCGCCUCCCUCUGUCUAGGCAUUGUUCAUCCUCAUACCUCUGGUAUUGGGGGAGGGGGCGUGAUGCUGGUGCAUGACAUCCGUAAGAACGAGACCAGAGUAAUCGACUUCAGAGAGACAGCACCAUCUGCCAUACAUGAGGAGAUGCUGCAUUCAAACCUCUAUCUCAAUCCUGGCCUUCUGGUUGGAGUACCAGGCAUGCUCAGUGGGAUGCAUCAGGCACAUCAGCUCUAUGGCAGAAUGCCAUGGAAAGAUGUGGUUACAAUGGCAGCGAAUGUUGCCAGAAAUGGGUUUAAUGUUACUCAUGACCUCGCUGAGGCUCUAGCUAAAGUUAAGGACCAGAAUAUGUCGGGGGCAUUCCGAGAUCUGUUCCUUCCCAACGGCCUGCCUGUUCUCUCCGGGUUGUUCACCCGACGUCUUGACUUGGCAACCAUCUUGGAUGCUGUCGCAGCAAAUGGCAUUGCAGAGUUCUACAGUGGAAACCUGUCGCAGGAAAUGGCAGCUGCAGUGCGAGCAACAGGGGGAGUACUGUCGGAAGAAGACUUUGGGAAUUACAGCACAGUCUUACAGCAGCCAGCAGAGAUCAUCUAUCAAGGGUACCACGUAAUGGCAGCCCCAGCCCCACAUGCUGGUGUUGCCUUGAUCACAGCUCUCAACAUCCUGGAAGGCUUCAACAUCACCAAUCAGGUGCCCAGGAACAGCACCUACCACUGGAUUGCAGAGUCGAUAAAGAUAGCAUUGGCCUUGGCUAGUGGACUGGGAGACCCUAUGUAUGAAGCUUCUGUUUCAGAGGUAGUUGCUCAGAUGCUGAGUAAGUCCCAGGCUUCUUUGCUUCGCCAAAUGAUCAGUGACUCUCAGGCAUUUGCUGUUGGUCAUUAUACUCCAUCCUUUGCCUUGGAAGAGGGUGCAGCAGCUAGUCAGGUCAUGGUCAUGGGGCCAGAUGACUUCAUGGUGUCAAUUAUGAGCUCCCUAAAUAAACCAUUUGGCAGUGGGAUAGUCACUCCAUCAGGAAUCCUUUUGAACAGUCAGAUCCUGGACUUCUCUUGGCCUAAUAAAACGCGGAGCUCCUCUCCAUCUAAUCCGCAUAAUAACGUCCAGCCUGGGAAGAGGCCCAUGUCUUUCCUGAUGCCGACAGCAGUGAGACCCUCGGUGGGGCUGUGUGGCACCUAUGUGGCCUUGGGCUCCUCCAACGGGGAAAGAGCCCUCAGUGGGAUCACACAGGUGCUGAUGAAUGUUCUGUCCUCCCGUAAAAACCUAAGUGACAGUUUAGCAUAUGGUAGACUUCACCCACAGCUGCAGCCCAACACCCUUCUGGUGGAUUCUGAGUUCCUAGAAGAAGAUGUAGAACUGCUGCAGGCCAAAGGUCACAAGGUCGAGAGGAAAGAGGUUCUCUCAUUGGUGGAAGGCACGCGGAGAACCAAUGACCUCAUCAUUGGGGUGAAGGACCCACGCAGUGCUGACGCCUCAGCCCUCACUAUGUCAUUGAAUGUGCCCUAGCCACCAGCCUCCUCUGGGAGAGAAUGGGUGGAGGGAGACGAAGCGGUAUGGCUCUGGGGAAACGGAAAUGGAAUUUUUUUUUUCCACUAUCAUUUCUUGACAGUAAAAAAUUAGUAAGAAUAAUUUAACUGUUUGAGAAGGAAGAGGGCAGAAAUUAUGCUCAGAAGGCUGGAUUGCCAGGUUACUAAACCGAAAUUAUGGAUGAAAAAUACUGUGAUUUGACAAGAAAACACAGUAAGCACAAUGAUAUGACAAAUUACUUGUGCCAACAAGAAGUAAAGACACUAACAGAGAUGGGCUUCUCAGAUGUUUUACCCAAGCAUGCGCACAACAACACUAGGCUCACACUCCUUAAGUAUACCCCCACAUCCUCCGUCCACUGUUCAGUCACAACAGAACAGAUUUAAAAGGCAUGUCGGUCCCCAGGGUAAUGUCCGCAUUUCUCUUGCCUGUAUCACAUUAUAUAUAUCGCAUUAAUUUACAACUGUAGUCACAUUUACUAUUGAGUCUGGUGUUCUGUGUCAUAGGUGUGAACACUCCAGCUGUAUUUGAAGAAAGCGGUAAAUAUUAGAGAUUUAAGAAGGGCUUUAAGGAAGUCAAGACUGAUAUGUUUACGUUUGUUUUUUAGUCUCCUGCUAACAAUAAGAAACCCCCUGGCAUGCAUGUAUUAAAACACUCCGUGGAAGAAUUAUGAAAAUGGCAGCUACCAGUGUUCUUGAACACUGAAGACUAAAUGAAUGAGGGGGUGCAUCAUGGUGAUGCAUCACGAGGGUGACUGUACAAAUAUGAGUUCUGCCAGUGCUUCAAAUUUGUGCAAGAGCCCAAUUUCUGUGCCAGGCUCUUGGAUGUUCCGUGGCGAGGGAUAUAGACAUGAAAGCAGUAGUGACUUUGAAAAAUCGAGGCUGCAUAUUUCAUACAUCAGGCUCUUAAUGCACCCAGCUCCUGUGAUAAAUGUUGCCCUUGUUCCAAAUAGCACAUAAAAUCAUGGAGAAGGAAAAAAAAUAAUCGCUACGGCAAUUUGAGCUGUGGUCAAGCCAUAUAAGCGACAGACCCGAACUUGGCUAUGCUGGACUUGAAAUUACAGAAGUUGAUUUACAGUACUCUCACGCUUUUAUAUCAUGUCAGCUUAUCUUGAUGUUGUUUGGUACAAUUAUAUUUGUUUUAAUCUUUUCACUCUAUUUUACAAACAAUUGAGGGGUUUUCUUAAGUUAAAAGCUUUUAUUCUUGGUUGCGAAAUCAACGCAUUUAAAUAACUGAGAUAAUCUUGAGGUGUGGCAUGAUUGUUUUUCUUUCUAAGGUUGUAAACUUAACCUUUUUUUAGAAAGUGGGAUACAUGACUUCGAAACGAGUAGUGAUCGUGUAAAGACGGCUGGGGUAUGUUAGCUACUUUCAUGGUCACAUUUGUAGGCUAUACUUUACAUCCGCUGUUACAGCACAACAAUUUGUUCAGGGCGUUUCAGAAAUGGCUGCAUCUUGUUUAUUUUUUGUAUGCCUUAUAGUAUAGUAAUGAUUGUUGUAUUUGAGAGAGUAUAUUAAAGUGUCCAAAUGCACCUACAACUUUUGUAAAGCAUAAGAAAAAGGGAUAUGUAAAGGUCCAGAAUGGACCAUGCUGAAUGACAGUUGUAAGUUAGCCUUUUUUCCUUUUUUUUUUUUUCAUUUUACGACGUUAUUAGUGCACUCUGUUUGGUGAUGAUUCUUGCCUUCACUGUAGAUUAUCUUGUCUCAAGGAAUCUGCUUGCAAAGCAACUAACCUUUGACUUCGUGUGCAUUAUUUAUUUUUGUGUCUGAUUUUACCCGAGUUGAACACUGUACAUAACCAAGAAAUAAAAUGU
This is a messenger RNA of Lampris incognitus (smalleye Pacific opah), 4257 nucleotides long. Its product is annotated as glutathione hydrolase 7. Gene Ontology annotation, cellular component: plasma membrane. Lineage: Eukaryota; Metazoa; Chordata; Actinopteri; Lampriformes; Lampridae. The transcript has 16 exons. The record is from RefSeq and is a predicted model, not a curated record. Bases 383 to 2425 code for a protein of 680 amino acids. Gene Ontology annotation, biological process: glutathione catabolic process. Gene Ontology annotation, molecular function: glutathione gamma-glutamate hydrolase.